GUGGUGAGGUUUGGAACCACUACCCGGUUGUACACUUAUCACCAUGGUUGAGACCCAUAGUGGGAAAGAUACUAGCCCCUACACCCCUGAGCAGCAAGAGAAGAUGGCCGCCUUAGUAAGAGAGAACAAGGAGAGAAAAGAGCUCCUAAAGCAGGCUAAGUUAAAGACGAUUGCAGAGGAGCAGGCGGCGAAGAUGAAGAGAUUGGAGGAGGAGAUGAAGAGAGUUCAUCAGGAGGAGGAAGAGAGGAGAAAGGUUGUCGAAGAAGAAGCAGCAGAAGAAGAAGAAAAAGAGAGGAUGCGUAUCGAAAGUAGAGAAGGGAGUAGUGGCACGAAGAACGACGAGGACGCAGAGAUGGAGAAAAAGAUCAGCGGGUGGAUUGCUAAUUUAUCGCUGGGGGAGGAUGAGGAGGCCGAGUUCUAUGUGCCUCAGGAUGAAAGGGAUGCGUUAGCCCAGGAGCUAGCAGCAAUGGAUGACCCCCUGGAAAGACAAGAAAGAGAGGAGGAGAAAAAGUUAGAGUGGAAGUUGAGAAUGAAGAGGGAGAAAAAGAGGGAUGAAGUCAACAGAUUGACCGCAGAGGUGGCAAAAAUGAAAGAUUGUAGGCAGGAGGUGGAGACUCAGGCGGACGACAAGGCCAAAUGGGAUAAGGUGUUGGGAUGCCUGGAAGUGUUGAGUGCAGUCUGGAUGGAGGAGCACCAGGCCAAUAGCAGCCAAGAGGUAGCACUGAGUGCCAUGCGGUCCGGGUUUAGAGAAUUCUCGCGCGAGUUGGUCACCCACGUUGGAGGAGAAGUGAGGAGAUUGAGAGACAACGUGGGUAAGUUCUGUGAGGGUGCCAUUGAGGGCGCCAAAGCCGUUGCUGAGGGCGAGGUCAUACCUCGCAAAGAACCGGUCAAACUCAAGUUCCCUGAUGCUUAUGGGGGGAAGUCAGACGAGAACUUCGAUAACUGGGAGGCUAGUGUAAACAACUACGUUUGCCUACAGCACAUCGUGCAGGACGAUCAAGUCCUGGAAGCCUUCCAGGCCCUCAAGGACGAAGCGGCUAGUUUCGCUAGGUCUCUCGCACGCGCGGCCGGUUGUGAAAACAACAUGGUCGCCUAUUCCAAGGUCACCCCCCUCCCUCAAUUCUUCAAGCUCCUUAGAGAGCGCUUCACUGACCUUCGCAGAGGCGUCAGAGCCUCUAACAAGCUCCAAUCGAUCCACUCACGGCAGUGGAGGCGUGCCAAGGCACUCAAGGGCGUUAUGGACGACUUGAUAGCCGUCCCAGACCAUGGGGUCAUUGAGCCCCAAUUGGUCCAAUUAUUUUAUCGUGCCAUGCCAGAGCCCCUGCGUGGGCACUUUUUGGAUAAGUCCCAACAGCCCACCAUGACGUACGAUGCUCUCAGUAGAGAGGUGGUGCUGUUUGAGGCCAAGUCCAUGCCAGUUUCCACUUUCUGGCAUAAGGACUUAGAAAAGGGCAAAAGGUGGAAGGGUCGUACCAUCUCUGGCCAAGUCAAGGCCAAGGAUCACAUGAUCCUUACCUUAGAGGAAGGUGGUACUGAUGAGGUCCCAUACAGUCAGAUUGAGUGGGGCCUAGAGGAAGAGGACAGUAGUAUGGGACAGGGGAGGUCUUAUGAUGCUGUCGCGGCUGUAGGGAGGCCGCAAGGUAGAGGAGGAGGCCAGGGCCAAAGGGGCCAAGCCAUGGGAGGCCGAGGACCGGGCGCACAGGGGGUUGGCGGACAGGGAAACCGCCAAGUGGGAGGUAGGGGUCAAGGUCCCCCGCCAAAUCGCCAGGGUUAUGAUCGAUCCCCACAGCGAAGAGGUGGAAGGGCACCUCAAGGAGGAUGGCACCCAGGCUUGCCACAGGGCAGGCCAUGGGAAGAUUUGGGCUUGGACCAGCGCAUAUGGCAGGAGCGCGUGGACCAGGGUCAGUGCAUAUUCUGUGGUGACCCGGCCCAUGUCUUGGAGAAGCUUAGAGAGGCUAACUUCAAGAUCAACGCGAAGAAGUGCGAGUGGGCCAAGACACAAGUCCUGUACUUGGGCCACGUAUUAGACGGAGAUGGCAUUAAGCCAGAGGACAGCAAGAUCGCGGCGAUUAGAGACUGGCCGACGCCCCGCACAUUGACAGAGUUGCGGUCGUUCCUAGGCUUAGCUAACUACUAUAGGAAGUUCGUGAGGAACUUCUCCACUAUCGUCGCUCCCCUGCGCAGGUUGCUUAAGAAAGAAGCAAUUUGGCAAUGGGACAAAGACUGUACGUCUGCGCUAAAGAAGUUAAAGCGCCCCUUGAUAGAGUACCCUGUCCUCAAAGUAGUCGAUCCUUCUUUGCCAUUUGUCGUCACCACGGACGCAAGUCAGUAUGGAAUAGGCGCCGUGUUGCAGCAAGACGACGGCAAUGGCUAUAGACCCGUAGAGUUCAUGUCAGCGAGGAUGCCCUCAGAGAAUGUUGCUACCUCCACGUACGAGAGAGAACUCUACGCUCUCAGGCAGGCUUUAAAGGAAUGGAGGCAUUACCUGCUUGGGAGGCACUUCAAAGUGUAUUCUGACCAUGAGACGCUUCGUUGGUUAAAGACUCAGGCCAAGAUGACACCUAAGCUAACUAGGUGGGAUGCUGAGAUACACCAAUAUGACUAUGAGCUUAAGCCAGUGAAGGUCAAGUACAACGUAGUUGCGAAUGCUCUAAAUAGGUGAUCAGACUACUUUGGAGCCAUAGUACACUAUCUGGAUAUAGGGAGAGACCUGCAGGAGAAAGUGAAGCAAGCGUAUGUGCAGGACCCUAUCUAUAGCGACCUCCUAAAGAGAGUUAGAGAGGCCCCGGAGACUGAGCCAGAUUACUGCACUACAGACGGGUUGCUGUUUGAGAAGACUAAUGUAUUUGACCGCCUGUGCGUUCCCAACAGCGAAGAGAUCCGCACUUUGAUCCUAGGGGAAUGCCACGAUACUGAGGGGCAUUUCGGUUGGCAAAAGACACUAGCUAAUCUAAUGUGCGCGUACAGUUGGCCAGGAAUGAAGAACGACUGCAUAGAAUACGUCCGCAGUUGUAAAGUAUGCCAGCGUAACAAGAGCACUACGCGCGCCCCUCUAGGUCUUCUCAAACCCUUGCCUAUUCCGGAUCAGUCGGUAGACUCAGUGUCCAUAGACUUCAUGGACACCCAAGUCAAGAGCAGACAUAGUAAAAAGCCAAGUCAUGG
Chara braunii is the source of this 3162-nucleotide messenger RNA. NCBI's taxonomy places the organism in Eukaryota, Viridiplantae, Streptophyta, Charophyceae, Charales, Characeae. The record is from the annotation of a GenBank genome assembly.